Dictyostelium discoideum AX4 is the source of this 501-nucleotide messenger RNA. RefSeq names its product 15 kDa selenoprotein (gene sep15). The transcript is spliced from 2 exons. Gene Ontology annotation, cellular component: endoplasmic reticulum lumen. NCBI's taxonomy places the organism in Eukaryota, Evosea, Eumycetozoa, Dictyosteliales, Dictyosteliaceae. The record is from RefSeq and is a predicted model, not a curated record.
AUGCAUAUAGAUAAAAAGAUUAAAAGACCGCCUAAUAGGUGGUCCUUAAUCUUUUUACUAGCUGCUAUUUUUUUAUGUAUAUUAAUUAAUGAUUGUCAAGGUGUAUCGUCACCUGGAACAUCAGCUUCAUCAUGUCAUGAACUUGGUUUUACUGAUGCUUUAUUAUGUUCAACUUGUAAAGAUUUUGCUGAGUUUGUUGGUGAUUCUGCAUUUGGUCAUGAAUGUUCAAUUUGUUGUUCAGAAGAAUCAGAAAAAGUAAAGAAAACAUAUCAAUCAGUUAGUUUAGUAGUUUGUCAAUGACGUUUAGGGGCUCAUCCCCAAAUCAAAGAGUUUAUUAAUAACAAAGCAAAAUUAUAUUCAAAAUUAUCAGUUAAAUACGAAAAUGGUGCAAAUCCACGUUUAACAUUAGUAGAUAGUGAAGGAAAGAAAGAAGAUAUCAAUAUCGAAAGUUGGAAACUUGAAAAUUUAGAAGAAUAUCUUGUUCAAAAUAAUUUUAAUUAA